Periconia digitata is the source of this 1049-nucleotide messenger RNA. The record is from the annotation of a GenBank genome assembly. Lineage: Eukaryota; Fungi; Ascomycota; Dothideomycetes; Pleosporales; Periconiaceae.
CAUGGUCCUUUUCGCAGAACCGCCGACACUGACUGAAGCUGCUCUUUUCCUGUUAUCGUGGAGAAACGUGCGCAGCGUAUCCAUGUAGGUCGGUGAUGUAUGUGGCGACCCCGCAAGCCUGUCCUCAAUGUCCAAAAGUUCCGCAUGGUGCCCGAGCAUGAUAUCUUGCGGCAGAUUCAGCAGCGUCCUCAGCACAAAGAGCCCCUCGCUCUUGGGCGUGGUGCGCAUCACGCAAUCCAGCAGGUUGUUGUCCUGGGAAUCCGUGGGCGGCAUAGGUCCCCAAGCAAUCCCUGCAUAAGCGUCGUAGUCGCGUCGUGUCACCUCGUCCAAAAUUCGAAUCAACGAGGCCGUCGCCAGCACGGCAACAGUAGUGCUUGCUUCUUCGUCCGUCUGCUCCUCGUCGAACUGUUCGUUGUAGUAGUCGUCUAUGGCUCCUACUAGCCUUUCGAGCCGGACGGCACAGGUUUUGACAUCGAGAGCCUCCGACUGCGUGUUGGUCGGCCCGCGAGCGACAUAUUCAUCCAACGCCUUGAAAACCCGAUCGAUUCGACGGUUGAUCUUGUCGAAGAAGGUUUGGGCCUGGAACACUGGGUGGAUGAUUUCCUGCAGUUGGAUAAAAAAUGCCGGGUUCUUGAUUGCGUGCUGACUCAACAGACUUCUGAGCUCGCGGUACUUUCGUGAUCGCACCGAGAGAUCCGAUGUUUCUCCGCGCUUGAACUCAAAGGGAAGGGCUUCGGUGGGGUCAAAGACAGAUAGCAUGUUGGCAAUUUCAUCCAGCAUCUCGUCUUCCUCUGGCAUGACAUCCUCUUGGAAAGUCCAGUCAAGAUUGGUUGCAAUGGUAUCGAGGGAGAAUCUCUCGAUAAUCGCUGCGGGGUGCAGGUUCCGCACACUGGAUCCGUCCUUGUUGAUUUGGAGAGGUUGUGCUUUUGGUGUAGCCGACGCCAACUGGCCCAACAUCCAGAAGAUAUGCUUUGCCAUAUUCUUCGUUGGCUCCGCAGCUGCACUUGGGUGCUCUAUUUUCGUGCAUCGCUACCGUGAUAUCAUCUUCC